This is a messenger RNA of Bipolaris zeicola 26-R-13, 345 nucleotides long. RefSeq lists its product as uncharacterized. Lineage: Eukaryota; Fungi; Ascomycota; Dothideomycetes; Pleosporales; Pleosporaceae. The coding region runs from base 1 to 345 and encodes 114 amino acids. The transcript is spliced from 3 exons. The record is from RefSeq and is a predicted model, not a curated record.
AUGUCUGCCAACACUAAUGAAGUCGUUAUGCGUGACGCCCGUGCGUCAAACCCGGACGCUCCCCUCGACAAGCUAAUUAGCUUAGGAGAGGAAGAGCUUAAAGGAAUUAAUAAUGCAAGCAGCGAGUGGCGUGAUGGUGUAUUGCUAAGGGAAUAUAAGAAGGAGAAGGCUACGGCAGAAGCGCCUAAACCUUUAGAUCCCUCUCAAGAAGAGGGAGAACUUACCAAGGGGCCUGAGCCUUUAGGUCCCGCUCGAGAAAAGGGAGAACCUAUCAAGGAGCCCCCUAAGAAGAAGAAGAAGGCUAAUCGCUGGUGCGGGCGAUGUGGCAACUUCUAUGGCGGUUAG